Molecule: messenger RNA, 1092 nt
Organism: Cornus florida
Lineage: Eukaryota; Viridiplantae; Streptophyta; Magnoliopsida; Cornales; Cornaceae
Product: magnesium transporter MRS2-F-like
Exons: 5
Coding region: 372-881 (169 amino acids)
Biological process (GO): magnesium ion transport
Molecular function (GO): magnesium ion transmembrane transporter activity
Source: RefSeq, a predicted model, not a curated record
UCCACUCACACUUAACCACAUUAUUUCAUUCUCUUCCUUACAAGAAAACCCUAGCCUCCAUGGAUGGAGCUUGAAGCCUUAGGCAUUGACCUUGAUCUUUGAGGCCCUUUCACUUACUUUAGACCAUAAAGUUUGGAAUAUUUUUUGUUCCCCUCAUCCUCCUCUUCAAAACCCUUGAAGGAUCUAGCCUAACUCCUAGUUUUGCUUUGGUAUCUAGAGAUUCAAUUCUCUAGCGAGUUGAAGGUAGCAAGCUGAAAAAUCUGUUUUGCGGACCAAAAAUUUGGUGCGAUUUCAUUUCGGUGGUAAUUGGGAUUUUCAUUCCAAUUGAGGUGAGAGAUGAACUUGAGCAUCUGUUAGAUGAUGACAAUGAUAUGGCUGAGAUGUAUUUGACAGAAAAACUUGAUGAUCAUUUAACAGAUGAAACACCAUUAAGAGAGGAAACAGACGGCGAAGCACUUGAAGAUGAUGAUGAAAGGGAUGAAGAAUCGAAGUCUGAAGACGGUUCUACAAUUUCCACGGGUUUUAAACCGAAUAUCGAGGAGCUGGAGAUGCUUUUAGAAGCAUAUUUUGCACAGAUAGAUGGAAUUUCACAAAAACUUUAUAAUAUGACCGAGUAUGUGGAUGACACGGAGGACUUUAUUAACAUCAUGCUGGAUGACAAGCAAAAUCAGCUGCUACAAAUGGGGGUGAUGCUCAGUACGGCAAAUAUGAUACUCAAUGCAGGUAUUGUGGUUGUGGGGCUCUUUGGAAUGAACAUCACUAUCGAACUCUUUGAUGCUAAACCUAUAAAGUUUUGGGAAACCACCUUUGGUACAGUAGGAGGUUGUGUGUGUUUAUAUUUGAUAGCAAUGGGCUGGGGUAAGAAAAAGAAUUUGUUGUAGGAAAACCUUGAGACUGGGAACCACAAGUCAUUUUACUUGAUUUCGGGGGUUGUUUUUUCUAUUCAUAAACUUGAGACUGGAGUUUCUGUUGAUUUGAGAAGAUCUCUACUUUUUGAGGACAAGAACAAAACUGUGAAUCACUUUCGAUUUGAAACUCAAUCUAAAUGAAAUUAUGUUCAUCAUCAAUGGAGUACAUCACUGCUUUCUUAAA